AUGAGAGACCUCCACAAGUCUAGCGUGCUGGGAAGCAAGCACGGCAGCCUGAUGUCAUGGCGCCCGCAGUACCGCAGCUCCAAGUUUCGGAACGUCUACGGGAAGGUGGCGAGCCGGGAGCACUGCUUCGACGGCAUCCCCAUCACCAAGAACGUCCACGACAACCACUUCUGCGCCGUCAACGCCCGCUUCCUCGCCAUCGUGACAGAGAGCGCCGGCGGGGGCUCCUUCCUCGUCAUCCCCCUCGAGCAGACGGGCCGGAUCGAACCAAACUACCCCAAAGUUUGUGGUCACCAGGGCAACGUGCUGGACAUCAAGUGGAAUCCCUUCAUUGAGAACAUCAUCGCAUCAUGCUCCGAAGACACCUCGGUGCGGAUUUGGGAGAUCCCCGAGGGCGGCCUGAAGAGGAACAUGACGGAGGCCGUCCUGGAGCUGUACGGGCACAGCCGCCGCGUCGGUCUCGUCGAGUGGCACCCUACCACCACCAACAUCCUCUUCAGUGCCGGCUACGACUAUAAGGUACUCAUCUGGAACCUGGACAUCGGGGAGCCGGUGAAGAUGAUCGACUGCCACACGGACGUCAUCCUCUGCAUGUCCUUCAACACCGACGGCAGUCUCCUGGCCACCCCCUGCAAGGACAAGAAGCUGCGGGUGGUGGAGCCGCGCUCCGGCAGGGUCCUGCAGCUGGCCAAGAACCACCGCGUCAACCGGGUGGUCUUCCUGGGCAGCACGAAGCGGCUGCUGACCACGGGGGUGUCGCGCUGGAACACGCGGCAGAUCGCCCUCUGGGACCAGGAAGACCUGUCCAUGCCCCUGAUAGAGGAGGAGAUCGACGGGCUCUCGGGUCUUCUCUUCCCUUUCUACGACGCCGACACUCACAUGCUGUACUUGGCCGGCAAGGGCGACGGCAACAUUCGGUACUACGAGAUUGGCUCGGAAAAGCCCUACUUGAGUUAUCUCAUGGAGUUUCGCUCCCCGGCCCCGCAAAAAGGACUGGGGGUGAUGCCGAAGCACGGGCUGGACGUGUCGGCCUGCGAGGUCUUUCGUUUCUACAAGCUCAUCACCCUCAAGGGGCUGAUCGAACCCAUCUCCAUGAUCGUGCCGAGGAGGUCGGAAACGUACCAGGAGGACAUUUACCCCAUGACUCCGGGUACGGAGCCAGCCCUCACGCCGGAUGAAUGGCUGAGCGGGGUGAACAGAGAUCCCAUCCUGAUGUCGCUGAAGGAGGGCUACAAGAAGACAUCCAAAAUUGUCUUUAAGGCACCAGUGAGGGAGAAGAAGAGCGUUGUCGUUAACGGCAUAGACCUGCUGGAGAAUGUGCCGCCCCGGACGGAGAAUGAGCUCCUGCGGAUGUUCUUCCGACAGCAGGACGAGAUCCGGCGGCUGAAAGACGAGCUCUCGCAGAAAGACAUACGGAUCCGACAGCUACAGCUGGAGUUAAAAAACUUACGGAACAGCCCGAAGAAUAAUUAACUUCCAGGGACGUUUUAUAAAUAAACUUUCUUUGUUUAUACUCGCUCUUUAAUUUUAUUGUAUCCACUUACACAGAAUAUGAGCCAGAAGUCAAGUGACCUGCCA
Molecule: messenger RNA, 1578 nt
Organism: Charadrius vociferus (killdeer)
Lineage: Eukaryota; Metazoa; Chordata; Aves; Charadriiformes; Charadriidae
Gene: CORO2B
Product: coronin, actin binding protein, 2B
Exons: 12
Coding region: 1-1473 (490 amino acids)
Biological process (GO): actin filament organization
Molecular function (GO): actin filament binding
Source: RefSeq, a predicted model, not a curated record